This is a messenger RNA of Dunckerocampus dactyliophorus (ringed pipefish), 2945 nucleotides long. RefSeq names its product dicarbonyl/L-xylulose reductase (gene dcxr). Gene Ontology annotation, molecular function: carbonyl reductase (NADPH) activity; L-xylulose reductase (NADPH) activity. Gene Ontology annotation, biological process: glucose metabolic process; xylulose metabolic process. Bases 164 to 898 code for a protein of 244 amino acids. The record is from RefSeq and is a predicted model, not a curated record. Lineage: Eukaryota; Metazoa; Chordata; Actinopteri; Syngnathiformes; Syngnathidae. The transcript has 10 exons.
CGGUCCGCCCACUGACGUCCAAGAAAAAACGAUAUUUUUGAACAUUAACUUUUUGACGGAACUGAGAGACGCCUCUUCCUGUCCGCAGAUCAUACCCGGUGCACUGCUCGGCUAAAGUAACUGAACAGUCGUCGUCGACAGUGGAGUUUGGAGCUGCUUCAGCAUGGAGAUUUCAUUUAAAGGAAAACGAGCGCUGGUCACUGGAGCAGGAAAAGGAAUAGGUAGGGCCACAGCUUUGGCUCUGGCACGCUGUGGGGCGGAGAUCACAGCAGUCACACGCACACAGUCAGACCUGGACAGUCUGGUGCAGGAAUGUCCAUCCAUCAUCCCUGUGUGUGUGGACCUGGCAGACUGGGGGGCCACAGCGGCGGCCCUCAAGAACAUUGGCCCAAUUGAUCUGCUUGUCAAUAAUGCUGCAUAUGCCAACCUGCAGCCAUUUCUUGAGGUCACACCGGAUCAGUUCGACCAGUCUUUCAAUGUUAAUGUGAAAGCUGUGCUGCAUGUGUCCCAGAUUGUGGCUACUGGGAUGAAGGCCAAAGGAUCAGGAGGCUCCAUUGUCAACGUGUCCAGCCAGGCAUCCCAAUGUGCCCUCAAAGACCACACUGUCUACUGUGCCACUAAAGGAGCGCUAGACAUGUUGACAAAAGUUAUGGCUCUGGAGCUGGGAGUCCAUCAGAUCCGUGUGAACAGCGUGAACCCUACUGUGGUGAUGACUGAAAUGGGACGCAUAGGUUGGAGUGACCCUGAAAAAGCCAAGACCAUGAAGUCCCGCAUCCCGCUGGGCCGCUUUGCAGAGGUGGAUGAAGUAGUGAACAGCAUUUUGUUUCUGCUGAGCGAUAAGAGCACAAUGACUAGUGGAGCAUCUCUUCCGGUGGAUGGAGGCUUCCUGGCCUGUUAAACCAGCACCGCAAGGAUGCCGUAUCUGAGCUUGGCACAUCAGGAAGGGAAGAACUCUCAUGUGCUUAUGCUGUUCCCGGAUUCCGAUUCUACGUUCUAUGGUCAUCACCCAGCACCUGGUCAACAAACUCGGUCUUCUGGCCAUUUCGGCACACCCUUUUGUAACUGCUUACUUGAUGUCCUUACUGACAGAUACCAGCUUUACUCUGUAAAGUUAAGCACCAUUCACAUUGUGGAUAAUUCUCCACUAUCAAAGAACUUGUGUCCUUGCUGGAAAUAUGACAAACAAAGAUACAUUUGUUAUUUUGUCACAUUGUUUAUUUUUGCCACACUUAUGGAAGGGUAGGGAAAGCCACCCCCACACAUUUCAAUGUAAACCUAACAUUUGUUGCACUAGGAAAUAUGGACUGUUCUCCAAAAACCCAUACCAAAUGGGUUGUAAUAGCACUGUUUCGCCACGAGAGGGAGUGUCUGGCCAAAUACGCAUCACUUCAGCAAGAAGACGACCUCUAAAUAUUACAUUUGAACCAGAACAUUGUGAUGAAAUGCUAAUGUGCUAUAUUACUGCAGUUACAGGUGAGCGUUAAUUGUUCAUGACAUAUUUGAGUAGCAUCAGUGAUGUAAAUGUGUGAACGCUGACCGUUUAUCCACACUGUUUUUAUGUGCACUGAGGUGUAAUGUUACCACGUCAAUGUAGCUAAGCUAAGCUAACGGACAUGAGCGAAGGUGACGUAAUGUUGACUGGAUAUGUCUGCUCCAUAAUUGAUAAUUAAGUGCACUUAUUACCGUGAAAACAAGUCUUUCUUGUAAGUUGGAUUAUAGGUUUAAUUAGAAUAAUCAUUUUAUGUUCGACAAUGUCAAUUCCACAACAGUCCAUCACAAAAUUGAUUGGUUUAUUAUUCGAAUUCAUUUUAAUAUACAAAGACUAAAAUUGAAAUACAAAUCGUUCUUUUGACUAGGUUUGACUAAAUGCACCCUUUCACACAGGUGUGGUGCAACAAGUUAUAGGUUCCUGGCGUGCUUUUAUUUCGAACACCGGGCUGUACCGGAUAUAGAAAGUGUUGCCGAACGGACCUGGAGGUUGCGGUUGUUGUCGUGGGUUGUCAAUAAAGCUUGCCUGUGGAACACGCCUUACGGUCUACUUGAAUUGAACCCACGUGCAAGAAAUAGGACACAGGUGCGGUUGUAAUCUUUCAAGCUCCGACUCUGAAAAUGAAAACUGCCAGAGUCUGAAUAGGAAAAAAACUUUUUUUUGGUUUGGGUUGUUUUUCGUUUUUUAACUGGUGAUUUUAUGUUUUGUUGUAUGAAAUGUACAGUAAAAAUCUAACCGGUUUUUGAGACGAAGUUAUUUGCUUUUUGAAACAGAAGACACUCUGAAUUUCAGUUUUAUUUUCUGUAUGUCAAAAGAAAUUCAAAUAAACCAAUCCUUUUUGUUUUUUUAAUUCCCAUUCAUGACCAAAAACAUGUUAGAUCCCCCGGUUUACUCCCGAUCAUGAAGGAUGGAAGAAAACGUUCUCAUGCACCUUUAUUUACAGUAUGUAAAACACUCAUUUUACAAAUUUGAAUGAAUGUUAAUGCUACGUAUAUGACUCUGAUUGCCAUAAACUGCACAGUGUUUGUUUUGCUUCCAACAGCAAGUCGCAUCUUUGCAACAGGUUGCUGCACAUCGAGCAGGAAAGGAGCAAUUUUCUACCACCUGUUUAAAUGUGCAUUCAUUUUACAAUGUAAAUAAGUGUUAUGUUUCAUAAUGAGCUCGUGUCAACAUAAAACUACAUAAGAUUCACAUUAAUACGGUCACACUAAUAACACUUGUAAUUAUUUUAAUUAUUUGGGUACAUCCGUUUGUGAAAUUUCAUUAAAUGUUUCUAAGGCAGGGGUGGUCAAAGUGCCACCCGGGGGCCUUUAGCAGUUUUUUUAUUGGCCCGCAGCACAUUCUAAAAAUAUAAUUUAACAACAAAAAGAAAAAUAAGCAGUCAUUUAACAAGAAUGAAGCCAGAAUAUUAAAAGACAAAAUGUUAUAAUUUUAAACAAUAAUAGUAGUAGUACAA